This is a messenger RNA of Amoebophrya sp. A120, 775 nucleotides long. The record is from the annotation of a GenBank genome assembly. NCBI's taxonomy places the organism in Eukaryota, Dinophyceae, Syndiniales, Amoebophryaceae.
AUGCCGCUGCUUGGUGCGGACGCGGACCUCAACGCGUUCUACAGUUCCCAGGUGCAGCGUUCGGGCGCGAACGACCCGGAAAACGCGAUUUUCGCACAGAUGCUGAACGCGCAGGAACCUGCAUCCGUCGACUCGGCCGAGCACAGUCUGCCGGACGACGCCGGACCCCCGGCGACACUGAAGGCACCGUACACGAAGGUCCCGGACGAGCAGAAAGAGAACGGCUACAAGUGGGCCCACGAAGCGCCCAAACCGACGACCCGGAUAAAUGUGAAAAAACAGCCUCCGUACAACUCCUGGCGGUACCGGGAGGCGAUGUUGAACGCACAGAAACUGCUGAAAGAGGCCCAGCGACGGCAGAAGGCGUUUGGCGUAUCGGCGGAGGAAGCGAAGGAGAUGGUCGUGAACGGGCCGAUCAAUCAAAUCUGGCGUAAGGUGAUUCCCGCGGACGAGGCCGCCGGCAUAGACCUGGCAAAGAACGCGACCAAGGCGAAACCGCGCGCGGUGCCGCCGAGCAAACGGGCGGACGGGUCCAUGUCGUUUGAAGACUUAAGGGAGGAGUACCCCCGAGGAAAUGUCCUCGAAGCGGACCUGGUGCACCCGAUAACGGACGAAGCGGAUUGGAUGCUCAGCGCGGGAAAGUACGGCGACCACUACUUUGACUUUUUGAAAACGCAACACGCGCAAAUUCUGUAGAUUGGUCAGGGGACAAAAUGCAGAUCUGCAGAAUGCAUCAUGUACCCUUGAUGCUUCGCAUCUUGGAUUUGGAGUCCAU